AUGUCGGUUUCCCCGGACGUUAUCGCCAAGAUUGAGGAGGGCUAUGCCAAGCUCCAGGUAUGUUGAUCGUCCCCUCACUACUCGCAUUCCUUUCACACCUUAUCAUCUUCCAGGCUGCCCCGGAGUGCCACUCCCUUCUCAAGAAGUACCUGACCAAGGAGGUCGUCGACCAGCUCAAGGACAAGAAGACCAAGCUUGGAGCCACCCUCCUCGACGUCAUCCAAUCCGGAGUUGCCAACUUGGACUCGGGAGUCGGAGUCUACGCCCCGGACGCUGAGGCCUACACCCUCUUCAAGCCACUCUUCGACCCACUGAUCCAGGUACGUUCCCAACGAUGAUGGCCUGGGAAGCGGGGACAUAAAAGAGCGGAGAAUAUGCAAAAAAGGGAACACGGGCACUCAAAGCAUCUCUCAUUUCUCUGCCCUUUCCGAGCGAGGUGCCGCUCUCUUUUGUCAGUUUAAUGUCAUUCGAAUAGCCUACGUGCCGCCUUGCACGCCAGAAUUGAUGAAAAAAAUAGCGGCCUGUAAUGGAGUGGCACUAGCAAAGAGAAAGCGAAUGCGCAAUACGAAAUGGGAUUACUAGCGCUGUGAGUGGUCUCUCCACGAGUAACGAACUAUCGGCGCCCGCGUUUUGAUGACCAUCUGCCUGAUCGCAAACAGAAUCACCGACAACAGAUGGAAUUUACAGGACUACCACAACGGAUUCGCCCCGUCUGCCAAGCAGCCGAACACCGACCUCGGAGAGGGAAAGACCGCCGCUCUUGUCGAUCUUGACCCGGAGGGCAAGUUCAUCAACUCGACGAGAAUCCGCUGCGGACGUUCCCUCCAGGGAUACCCGUUCAACCCAUGCCUCACCGAGGCCAACUACCUCGAGAUGGAGAACAAGGUGAAGGGAGUGUUCAACAACAUCACCGACCCAGAGCUCGCCGGACACUACUUCCCACUUGACGGAAUGACCAAGGAAGUCCAGGACCAGCUCAUCAAGGACCACUUCUUGUUCAAGGAGGGAGACAGGUAAAAAGACUAUCCCAGGGAAGACUGUGACCUGAACCGAUGCUUUUCCAGAUUCCUCCAGGCCGCCAACGCUUGCCGUUACUGGCCAAAGGGACGUGGAAUCUUCCACAACAACCAGAAGACUUUCCUCAUCUGGUGCAACGAGGAGGACCAUCUCCGCAUCAUCUCCAUGCAGGAGGGAGGAAACGUCGGACAGGUCCUGGAGCGCCUCAUCAAGGGAGUCAAGACCAUCGAGAAGCAGGCUCCGUUCUCGCGCGACGACCGUCUCGGAUGGCUCACCUUCUGCCCAUCCAACCUCGGAACCACCGUCCGUGCCUCCGUCCACAUCCGUCUGCCAAAGAUCUCGGCCAAGCCAGACUUCAAGUCGAUCUGCGACGGACUCAAGCUCCAGAUCCGUGGAAUCCACGGAGAGCACUCCGACUCUGAGGGUGGAGUCUACGACAUCUCCAACAAGGCUCGUCUUGGACUCACCGAGUUCGAGGCCGUCAAGCAAAUGUACGACGGAAUCGCCCACCUCAUCGCCCUCGAGAAGGCCGCUUAA
Messenger RNA from Caenorhabditis sp. 36 PRJEB53466, 1554 nucleotides. Lineage: Eukaryota; Metazoa; Nematoda; Chromadorea; Rhabditida; Rhabditidae. The record is from the annotation of a GenBank genome assembly.